This is a messenger RNA of Toxorhynchites rutilus septentrionalis, 2481 nucleotides long. RefSeq lists its product as uncharacterized. Bases 1 to 2481 code for a protein of 826 amino acids. The transcript has 2 exons. The record is from RefSeq and is a predicted model, not a curated record. NCBI's taxonomy places the organism in Eukaryota, Metazoa, Arthropoda, Insecta, Diptera, Culicidae.
AUGGGGAAGGGCCCACCACGCAAGGGCACUUUUGGAUUCUGGUUCCCAAGUCAACCUGAUAAUUUCUCGACGUCAUUGGACUUUCUGGUUCUGGGGCAGGUCACCGACGACCAGCCAUCUGUCUCGCUUCCACAAACGCAACGGAAAAUUCCACCCGAUAUGGUUCUAGCCGAUCCUGAAUUCAACAUCUCUGGUCCGAUCGAUUUGGUAUUGGGUGCACAGUACUUUUACGAUUUCCAUGUACGCGAUGGUGGCCGGUUGCAAAUUCGCAAGGUCGACGAUACGCUUCCAGUAUUUGUCAAUACGGUGUUCGGAUGGGUGGCAGCCGGCGAAGCAAAACGCAUGGAUGAAUCAACACGGGUCAGCUGUCACGUUGCCAAGGUAGAAUCUCUGGACAAGGCAAUCGAAAAAUUCUGGACGGUUGAAGAGUUGACGAUCAAAACGCCACGGUCACAGGAAGAGGAGGACUGCGAGACGCACUUCGUGAACACAUUCACACGCGAUGACACCGGCAGAUAUAUCGUGCGAUAUCCCAAACGCAUGAACUUCAGCAGCAUGGUUGGCGAAUCGAAGCAGACGGCUCUGCGACGAUUUCUUCAGACAGAGAAACGAUUGGAACGAGACCCAAACCUACGAUCGCAGUACGUGGAUUUCAUGAAGGAAUACAUCAAGCUGGGCCACAUGAAAUACAUCGGUGAAGCAGACGAUUCUCGCUUGGAUAAAGAUAAAACGGUCUGCUACCUUCCCCACCACCCGGUAUUUAAGGAAUCUAGUUCCACCACAAAGGUACGGAUAGUCUUCGAUGGAUCGGCGAAAACGUCCACAAAUCAUUCGCUGAACGAAGCUCUACUCACCGGCCCUACGAUUCAGGAUGAACUCUUGGAUCUGAUGCUCCGCUUCCGGAAACAUCUUAUCGCUUUGGUCGCUGAUGUCACGAAAAUGUACCGGCAAGUCUUAAUCCACCUCGACGACAUUCCCCUUCAACGAAUCCUGUGGCGAUGUGAUCCAUCAGAACCAAUUCAGGUGUACGAGCUGCUAACCGUCACGUACGGCUUGUCCCCAUCGUCAUUUCUCGCCACACGUGUGCUGAAGCAACUGGCUUUGGAUUCCGCUCAGAAGUACGAACUUGCAGCACGGACCGUACAAGAAGAUUUUUACAUGGAUGACUUUCUCUCGGGAGCAAACACAGUAGAAGAAGUCAUAAAACUCCAGAAGGAAGUCCAAUCACUACUGGCCGAAGGGGGCCUCGAGCUGCGUAAAUGGAGCUCCAAUAGUCCAGAAGUCCUGGAGAACUUACCCAUCGGAGCGCUUGGAGGAGAAACAAUGCUGCACUUCGAAGCGGACCAGAAAAUUAAAACGCUAGGAGUGGGGUGGGAAACUGGAACAGAUCAGCUUUGCAUCGAAGUACAACCAUCUACGAACGAAGGCAUUUGGACAAAACGCAAAAUUUUCUCGGCAAUUGCGAAACUCUACGACCCACUCGGAUUGGUCUCACCGGUUGUGGCAUGGGCCAAGAUAAAGAUGCAACAACUUUGGCUGUCAACUUUUGACUGGGAUGAUCCUAUAUCUGACGAUAUCGCCCGGAAAUGGGAGGAAUUCGCGGCCCAAUUAACCCUUCUGAAAGGCUACAAGGUUCCUCGGUUCGUCUUUCUGGACGAUUCGAUCUCCACACAAUUUCACAUCUUCACCGAUGCGUCCGAAGUUGGGUAUGGUGCCUGCCUUUACACACGUUCAACCGGCAAGGGAGGUCAAAUUAAAACCGAGCUCGUCGCGGCAAAAUCACGGGUUGCCCCUCUCAAACGGCUUAGUCUGCCGCGGCUCGAGCUCUGUGCUGCACUUUUGGGGGCGAAACUAUACGCCAAGGUUUCAGCAGCGCUGCGGAUGGAGGGUAUUCCUUGCUGGUUCUGGUCGGACUCAACGGUCACACUCCACUGGAUACAGGCACCACCCAAUACUUGGCAAACGUUUGUUGGGAACCGAACGUCUGAAAUUCAACAGCUAACUCACGGCCAUAGCUGGAAUCACGUGAAGGGAACAGAAAACCCGGCGGACCACGUUUCUCGCGGAAUGCUUCCCCAGGAAUUCGUAUCUAACACCAUCUGGCGACACGGUCCUUCCUGGCUAGCGAAAUCGGAUGAAUAUUGGCCUAAACACAUAACUGGUACUCCACCGGAAGAUCUACUAGAACGGCGAAAAACGGUACUUGUGAUACAUCAACCACAGGAGCAUUCUUUCCUAUUUUACCGGUACUCAUCAUUCUGGCGUUUGGUUCGGAUCAUCGCUUUAGUUCUUCGUUUUCUGAAUCGUUGUCGUCGCAAACCUAACCCCUAUCCUCACCAACUCGCAUCAGUAGGGGAGCUAGAGCACGCCAAAGAAACGCUUACGAAGAUUGCACAGCAGGAGAUGUUCACUGAAGAGUUGAAGGAGCUCGUUAAAACUCGAUCCGUUUCCAACAAAUCAUCGUUGAGGUUACUUAAUUAA